Messenger RNA from Coffea eugenioides, 837 nucleotides. RefSeq lists its product as uncharacterized. The transcript has a single exon. Gene Ontology annotation, molecular function: protein binding. The record is from RefSeq and is a predicted model, not a curated record. The coding region runs from base 1 to 837 and encodes 278 amino acids. NCBI's taxonomy places the organism in Eukaryota, Viridiplantae, Streptophyta, Magnoliopsida, Gentianales, Rubiaceae.
AUGGAAACAAGAAUCAAAGCUGAUGGCGGAAACAAGGUGAAGUUAAUGUGCAGUUACGGCGGGAAAAUUCUGCCGAGGCCUCGGACUUGCAAACUUACCUAUGUUGGCGGCGACACAAAGCUCCUGACCGUUGAUCGAAACGCUAAAUUCUCCGACAUUGUCAAGAAGCUCAAUUCUCUGUUCAAUUUCAAAACCGACGAUAUCCUGAUAAAGUAUCAGUUGCCUGGAGAAGACCUCGACGUCUUGAUAUCUUUGACCGGCCAUGAUGAUCUCGAGAACAUGAUGGUUGAAUACGAUCGUUUCCGUUUCCACAGGAUUCCUUCUCCGCAUAACAAACCAGUAAGGAUACGCCUCUUUGUUUUCUCCUCCGCAAGGAACCCCGCGAAUCCGACAGGUCAUAAGUCCGGGUCGGGUGCCCCUUUGAAUCCGGAUUAUCUCUUCGGGUUCGAUAAGCACUGCGACUUCAACAGCACUACAACUGACAUGCAAGCCAGUAACAGUGCCACAAAAUCCACACACGACUUGGAGCCUUGGAAGAUUCCCUGCACGGUUCAUCCCAGGAAAAUACCAUCAAACAGCAGUCUGAACCCUAAUUGUCAUAAUGGGAAUGAGGUGCAGAAGGUAACAGCGCGUGAUGGGCACGUGGCUGUUAGGGUAGCAAACCAGCUGCAAUUAUCAGCAUACGGUUUUCCGGUGAUAAGCGUUGGGUUGGAACAAGCACGGCAGCGAAGCAGAAUAUUAAUGCCGGGAAUGAUGAAAGUGGGGAUGAUGAAUGGUGAUCGCCUGCAACAGCCUAUAUACAAUUUUGUUCCGACGAUGCCGUCGGUGCCGGAGUAG